Messenger RNA from Plasmodium vivax (malaria parasite P. vivax), 2850 nucleotides. RefSeq lists its product as hypothetical. Lineage: Eukaryota; Apicomplexa; Aconoidasida; Haemosporida; Plasmodiidae. The transcript has a single exon. Bases 1 to 2850 code for a protein of 949 amino acids. The record is from RefSeq and is a predicted model, not a curated record.
AUGGAUCUGUCAAGGGGGAAAGUCGUCGUCGAAAAAGACAUCAACGAAUACGCAAUAGACGAAAACGUAUUUUUCUUCGAGCCGAAGAAGGAAGACGUGUACGACGAAAACGCAAAUCUGAGGUACAUCUUCCACAACACAUUCAUAAGCACAGAUGAAGAAAUAGCAAUCAGUGAAUUCAAAAAGUACUGUAAAAAUAAAUCGCUAAAAAUAAAUAAAGCAUUUUUCGAAAAUGAAUGCCUGCGUUACCUCUACUCAGCGCAAUUCGAUUUUGCAAAAGCGCUAGACCUGAUAAAGAGCAACUACGAAUUUAGGCUCUCCAACAUUCUGCCCAUCAAAGAAAAAGACGUUAUAAAUUACAUUAACAAAGGAGUCAUAUACUGGCAUGGAAGAGAUAAAAAAUGUAGACCCAUUCUGAUAAUCAAUUUAUUGAAUGUAGAAUCGCUAGACGUACAAAGGUUGACAAAUUUAUUUUUUUUCUGUUUCGAAUUCUUUUUAAAAUAUUUAUGUAUCCCUGGGAAGAUAGAAAAUUAUAUAUCCCUUAUUGACUGCUCUGGGAUUUCCUUAUCCAAAUUUCCAAUGUCCACUUUUAUGAAAUUGUUGGAGAUUAUGAAUUCCAAAUAUCGAUGCAGAUUGUUUCGGAUGUACAUCAUUGAUGCUCCCAAGAUUUUCAAAACUUUUGGGAAGUCCUUUUUAAAUUUCGCUCCUUCCUACAUGACGAAGAAGCUAAAGAUUUUGGACACCAAUUAUGCUUCCUAUUUGAGGGAGGAAAUUUUAGGCACCCAACUGGAGAAGAGGUACGGGGGAGUCCGCGAGAUCCGGGACAGCCUCUUUUACCCCUUCGCCUUUUACCCCAACUGUUGCUUCGAGGGGGGUGAAGCGGCACUGGGGGAAGGUGUUUACUGCGAUGGUGUUGGCGAAAGGGACCCCCCUCUCGGACCCGGCUUCCAACAAAUGAGCGACAAAGCGCGCGACUUCCUAAUGUCAGGCUACUCAAUGCAUUUGAAGUUGGUGGACCGAACUCACAAAGAAUCGAUGAGAAAGCAUUAUGCCCCCCCCGAUCCGGGAGACACCCACGGAAGGAGUAGAGUCAAAAGGAGCAGCAGCAACAAUAGCAGUAUGAAGCACCUGGUCAGCCACGGCAACAACAGCAGCACUAGUAGGAGGAAAAAAAAAAAAAAAAAUUUCUCCAAAAGUGAUCAGUUAUUAGAAAGCCAUUUCAUCGAUGCGGUGAUAAAUAAAGUGUAUCAUAUCGAAAGUAACAACAUUUUAAAAAACAAUAAAUUUGUGAAUGCAAAGGGUAGCUAUGUGGUUAGUGUAGGAAGCACUCACAACUGGCUCUUCAAAGUGAAGCACUUGUUUUUGCCCGAGAUAACCAUCAAUUAUUUAACGAGCAGGUUUCCCUUCAUCGUAAACUACCUCAUCGCGAAGUCUAAUUUUAAGUCCAUGCAGCAGUAUGCGAAAUAUGUAGAGAGUCACGCCUGCGUGGAGGCAGAUGAUUCUGUUCACUGCAAGCAUGGCAGCGGCAGACAUGAUCGAGAUGGCCGAGGGGUUAGCAGUGGUCGUCUGUAUGGUGGCAAGCCGUUCCUUUCCCUUAGCUCGACCGGGAACACCAUUGCACAUUUUAGGGAUGACUCGGGUGAGAAACACUCCCGCACGUUAAAUAGCGUGAAAUCGACGGACAGCCAUGUGGACGUAACUCACUUGAAGGAGGGGAAGAGCAGAGUGACUACUCCCCAGAUGCACAAGUCAAGGAGGAGAAAGAAAAAGGGCGAAGGGGGGGAGAUGCAGAAUGGGUUCAGCGAGUUUGAUGCGCACAAGGGGGGUUGUGGCAGCGGUGUUAGAAGCCCCUGUGGAGAUCGAGACGGUCAGAUAGAUGACUUCACGAGGAAGGAAGUGCCCAAUGAGCCCCCCUCCAAAGAUGCGAAGAAAAACUUUUACGCCAAUUCGGAAUCGAUCUUUGAAGAUAAUAAUGGGGAUAAAUCCGCUAAGGACAAGAGUGACCGCCUGCCAGGUAGGCAGCCCAGUAAGUCCAGGCGAGAGGGCAAGGAGAACCCCCCCAAGUGCUACAAAAUUAAGGCAACGAAUAAUUUGUUUAGGGAUGAUAUGGUAGACCAUCCUCAGAAGGUCGAGUGGGUUGAGAGGACCUUUUUGAAUAGAGUGGUGGGGGUGGGGGACUACUCCCCAGGUUAUGAUUUCUUCGUUGGUGUGGAUCAUCCCGGCAAGGGGACAGCGAGUGGGCAGCGCGAGUGGGCAGGCAGCGCGACGAAAGAGGCCACCUCCAGCAAAGCGGCCACCUCGACCAAAGCGGCUACCUCCAGCAAAGCAGCCACGUCCAGCAAAACGAUGAGCUCGAUGAACACCCUCAACACCCUCAACUCGAUGAACAGCAGCAACUCCGAAAAUAAAUUACACAGCCAGCCAUCCGUAGUUAGCAUGAAAUCAGUUGUGCCCAAGAGGUUGGACUACGCCAAUUCGAAAUGCCAGAGGCAGUCCACCGCCAUGAAUACAUCCUUCAGUACCAAGCAGUCGAAAGAUUCUUUUAGCAAAUUAGGGACAGGGGAAUAUUUAGAGCAAGCCCCACGAAAUGAUCCUCCAGGUGAUGCGACACUUGGGAGUAACGUCAAUCCGGUUAGACAAAAAGUUUCCUCGCCUACCGCUGGCGUAAGGCACACCGAAGAUGAUGGACUGCCAGCUGAGGAAAAGAACCCAAAUCUCAGCGUCCCCGAGGCGGAAUCGGAUUGCGCUAAAGAGACAAAGGGGAAUGCGUCCGAUAGGAGUAAGCGAAGGCUCAACAAAAUUAAGAUUAUUGGCCUGCAGUUUUUUAACAAAACGACUUCCAAAACGUAG